CAGCGAUAAAAAUGCCAAAGGUUGAAAGAGAUACUGGAAACAAAAACAGGAUAACGCCUUAUCAUAGCACACCAAGGCAUAUCGAACAGGUUGUCCUUUCUGGCGCAAAAAAAUCUACAUUGUCGCCUCCGAAAGAUCGUUUAAUAUCAAAUCCAUUUGAUGAACCAUUAAUGCCGUUGACUAAGAAGGAGAUUAUGGACUUGCUAAGAUCAGAGGAAUUACUUGAUCCAACGGUUCGAAAUGAUAAACGUGUGCCGCAUGGGUAUAUUCCAUUCAUGUGGCAAGUCGAUUAUUUUUUGACUCUGCUUGAAAACUACGAAGGGAAAACAAAACAGAACUCAAGAAAUUCAAUGUUCAAUCAUUCGAACCAUGUUAACGGUAAUAAAUCAGAAAUGUCGAAGACGAACUUAUGGCCUCCGGGUAUGCCCAAACAUAAGGAGGGAA
Molecule: messenger RNA, 444 nt
Organism: Cetraspora pellucida
Lineage: Eukaryota; Fungi; Glomeromycota; Glomeromycetes; Diversisporales; Gigasporaceae
Source: the annotation of a GenBank genome assembly